AUGCAGCUACGUUGGUUCCACCAUCACGGCAUUGACCUCUACAAGGCUGCCGACGAGUGGGUGGCGGCUCUCGGCGACAAGAAGUUCCUCGCGGACGAGCGCACCGACCUUUACAAGGCGGCCGACCAGUGGGUGGCGGCUCUCGGCGACAGGAAGUUCCUUGCAGACGAGCGCACCGACCUUUACAAGGCGGCUGAUGAGUGGGUGGCGGCUCUCGGCGACAGGAAGUUCCUUGGAGGAGAGACCCCGAACCUCGCUGACCUGGCGGUGUUUGGAGUGCUGCGGCCAAUCAGGCACCUGACAGCUGGCAGGGACAUGGUGGCGAAUUCGAGCAUAGGGCCAUGGUACGAGGGCAUGGAGGAGCACGUGGGCGCUUCUGCCAGGAUCACCGCCGUUGAAGGUGCUGCUGUGGGCAAGUAA
Closterium sp. Naga37s-1 is the source of this 420-nucleotide messenger RNA. The record is from the annotation of a GenBank genome assembly. Lineage: Eukaryota; Viridiplantae; Streptophyta; Zygnematophyceae; Desmidiales; Closteriaceae.